AUGGGCGUGGGAGAAGGUCCAAAACAGCGCAAGAGAACGCCAAGGGAUGAAAAAAGAUUCAUCGGCGUACGACAGAGGCCAUCCGGGAGGUGGGUAGCCGAGAUCAAGGACUCGCUCCAAAAGGUGAGGUUGUGGCUCGGCACAUUCGACACCGCUGAAGACGCUGCUCGUGCCUACGACAGAGCCGCACGCACCCUACGAGGCGCCAACGCUCGGACCAACUUCAAGUCCCCGUCAGUCGGACCUGAUGAUGAGGCGUUGGAUAACCUACCACCUUUCUCGUUCGAGGACGGCUGCGGCCCUGCCAACGACUUCAUUGGCGUGCUCAAGGCGAAGGUGCUUGAUGGCAAACUACCGUCGCACCCGGCUAUCGCCAAGGCUUUGGGCGCAACCAGAGUGCUCAGCCCUGGUCCUGGUCCUGGUCCUGGUCCUGGAGCCAAAGAGGCAACCCGUGGGGGAGGCUCUCUCAACAACAGCAUUAGUGUUGCCUCAAACGAGGCUUCAGACAUAAUGGAUGAGCAGGGGCAAUAUUGGCGAUUGCUAAACCAAGAAACACGCGCAGCACCAGCACCCGCACCCGCCUAUGUCACAAAUGGUAGACCACUAACUGACUUGGAGACACGCAUGUUCCCAUCCAGCAGCAUAAGCAUCUAUGCUGAUGGCUCAAGCUCGAGUUCAGAUCCAUUAAUAGGCGCAAGUGUGCGGGUGCCCGCGGCCGGCUAUUGCGUGGGAUCGGCGCCAAUCAAAGGGAAGGAGAUGGUAGAUGCAAAUGUGUAUAUACCGCAGCCACCUGACAACCAAACACUCUGUGACUGUGAGGAAUGGCCUCCUACAGAUUCCUCCUUGGAUUUUGAGUACGAUCCAGCAAACACACAACAUGAAGUCUGGUUUCCCUCUUCUUUUCCUUUCUGA
Messenger RNA from Dioscorea cayenensis subsp. rotundata (Guinea yam), 912 nucleotides. Its product is annotated as ethylene-responsive transcription factor ERF094-like. The coding region runs from base 1 to 912 and encodes 303 amino acids. Lineage: Eukaryota; Viridiplantae; Streptophyta; Magnoliopsida; Dioscoreales; Dioscoreaceae. Gene Ontology annotation, molecular function: DNA binding; DNA-binding transcription factor activity. The record is from RefSeq and is a predicted model, not a curated record. Gene Ontology annotation, biological process: regulation of DNA-templated transcription. The transcript has a single exon.